Messenger RNA from Mya arenaria, 804 nucleotides. RefSeq lists its product as uncharacterized. The transcript has 4 exons. NCBI's taxonomy places the organism in Eukaryota, Metazoa, Mollusca, Bivalvia, Myida, Myidae. The record is from RefSeq and is a predicted model, not a curated record. The coding region runs from base 1 to 804 and encodes 267 amino acids.
AUGGGUGGAGGAGAGAGGGGGAAGAGAGGGGGUAGAGUGAAGAGGGAGAAGAGAGGGGGUAGAGAACAGGGGAUUAAGAAAAGAGAAGAGAGGGAGAAGAAAGGGGUAGAGGAGAGAUGGGAAAGAGGAGAGGGGGGAAGUGAAGAGAGUUUUAGAGGAGAGGGGGAGAAGAAAGGGGGUAGAGAAGAGAAGGAUGGAGGAGAGAGGGAGAAGAGACGCGAUAGAGAAGAGAGGGGUAGAGGAGAGAGGGAGGAGAAAUGGGGCAGAGAAGAGAGGGGUAGAGGAGAAAGGGAGAAGAGGCGAGAUAGAGAAGAGAGGGGUAGAGGUGAGAGGGAGAAGAGACGAUAUAGAGAAGAGAGAGGUAGAAGAGAGCGGGAGAAGAGACGAGAUAGACAAGAGAGGGGUAGAAGAGAGCGGGAGAAGAGACGAGAUAGAGAAGAGAGAGGUAGAAGAGAGCGGGAGAAGAGACGAGAUAAAGAAGAGAGGGAGAGUGUGAGGGAGAAGAAACGAGAUAGAGAAGAGAGGGGUAGAGGUGACAGGGAGAAGAGACGAGAUAGAGAAGAGAGGGGUAGAAGAGAGCGGGAGAAGAGACGAGAUAGAAAAGAGAUGGGCAGAGGAGAGAGGGAAAAGAGAGGGGAAGAAAUGUUUGACAUCAGUCAUGCUUGCAAGACCCCGGCGUCUGAUGUGGGCACGGCGGUGCGAGCUAUUUGUCAAAAUCCGUCAGAACCUGAGGUCAAAACAAUGGUGCAUGAUGCGGAUUCCAAAGGUCAAGUGUUGGACGUUGUUGAUAUGGUGUUCAGUUGA